Messenger RNA from Brassica napus (rape), 759 nucleotides. RefSeq lists its product as uncharacterized. Bases 1 to 759 code for a protein of 252 amino acids. The record is from RefSeq and is a predicted model, not a curated record. The transcript is spliced from 2 exons. NCBI's taxonomy places the organism in Eukaryota, Viridiplantae, Streptophyta, Magnoliopsida, Brassicales, Brassicaceae.
AUGCCUCCCAAGAACGUCAGAGUUGCAAGGCCAGUUGCGGCCAUCCAGAGAGCGACACGACGGGUCACUAGGUACCGUGACGCCUAUGGGGUUCAAUUGCCCAAUGGUGAAGCCGCAUCAGGGGCGGGGGACAACCCCAUACCACCUGGGGUGGGUCAGAAUCCGCCACCACCGCCACCACCCCCGGCAGCGCCUGCAGUGGUGCACGCCCCAGGCCCCAACUAUUGGGACAUGCUGAGACAUAUGAAGAGUAUGCAGACGGAGUUUUUCAAUGGAAAGGCCGAUGCAAUUGUCGCGGAUAACUGGAGAUGUCAACUUGAGAGGAACUUCGCUUCUGUAAGGUGCCCACCGAAGUUCCGUAGGGAUCUGGCUGCCCACUAUCUUAAGGACGACGCGCUAGUGUGGUGGGACGAAGUGGUCGAAAGGGCACACGGGAUACGACUGACCUGGGAUGACUUCCUGGAAGCAUUCAAUGGGAAGUAUUUUCCUUUGGAAGCUAUGGACGCAAAGGAAAGCAAGUUUCAGGACAUCCGUCAGGGGACAAGGAACGUGAGAGACUACGGAGACGAGUUCAACCGACUUCGGAGAUUUGCGGGCCACUACAUGAGUGAUCAUGACUUAAUCCGCUGGUUCCUCAAAGGAAUGAGGGUAGAACUGAGGAACAGCUGCAACGUGCGGGACUACCGUGAUGUCCAUGAACUGAUCGAGAAAGCCGCAGAACAAGAAUCGGGGCUUGAGGAGGAGCGGAGGCAGAACUAG